GUGCAGGUCUCGUGCUGCCGGUGUGAUGUCACAGAUAGAGAUGUUACGGCUGCUCAUAACUCAGCGGCUCACUGAGGCUGCGGAGGAGAUCUACGGAGUGUUCGGGAGGAUCAUAGCCGAGUAUGAGGAGCAGAUCUCCCGCUACAAGAUAGAGAUCCAGCGGCAGCGACACCUGCAGGAGCUCCGGGAGAAGCCCUCAGUGUGUGUGCUGGCUCGGCAGCAGGACUGGAGCUGUGAGUCAACUCCUCCACACAUCAAAGAGGAAGAGGAGGAGUUGUGGUCGACCCUGCAGCAGGAGGAGCAGGAGCAGCAGGAGGAGGAGCUGGAUGAGGAGGAGCAGCAGCAGGAGGAGCAGCAGCAGGAGGAGCAGCAGCAGGAGCAGCAGGUAGAGGAGCUGGAUGAGGAGGAGCAGCAGGAGCAGCAGCAGGAGGAGCAGCAGCAGGAGGAGCUGGAUCCUCAGCUUGGCACGUCGGUCCAGGACUCUCCGGAGGCUGCAGGUAACGGACUGCUGGCCUGCGUGGAGCCGGCGGAGGUGGUGGACUCGUAUAUAUGCACCGUCUGCGGCCGGGCGUUCGCUCAGCGAGCACACUGGUCCAAACACGUUCAGGUCCACCAAAAGCUCGGCUCCAAAACAGACAAGUCGUACACGUGUGAGAUCUGCGGGAAGAGACUGACGCGCUUCGACGGAUAUCAGAAACACCUGCGGAUCCACACGGGAGAGAAACCGUACAGCUGUGAAGAAUGCGGACGCAGAUUCAGCGACAACUCCAACUACAAACGACACAUCAGGACCCACGCAGGGUCCAAGACCCAGCUCAGCUGAGCC
Scomber scombrus (Atlantic mackerel) is the source of this 826-nucleotide messenger RNA. Its product is annotated as zinc finger protein 189-like. Gene Ontology annotation, cellular component: nucleus. The transcript is spliced from 2 exons. The record is from RefSeq and is a predicted model, not a curated record. NCBI's taxonomy places the organism in Eukaryota, Metazoa, Chordata, Actinopteri, Scombriformes, Scombridae. Gene Ontology annotation, molecular function: RNA polymerase II cis-regulatory region sequence-specific DNA binding; DNA-binding transcription factor activity, RNA polymerase II-specific. Gene Ontology annotation, biological process: regulation of transcription by RNA polymerase II. The coding region runs from base 26 to 823 and encodes 265 amino acids.